Messenger RNA from Mesorhabditis spiculigera, 1701 nucleotides. NCBI's taxonomy places the organism in Eukaryota, Metazoa, Nematoda, Chromadorea, Rhabditida, Rhabditidae. The record is from the annotation of a GenBank genome assembly.
AUGGCUCGAGGGGCAAAGGCCAAGAAGAGAGUGAUCAAGGCUGCUGCCAAACCUGCCGUUCGAAAGGAAGAUCCAAAACCGGACCCAGCCCCGAGCCCGGCGGAAUCGGAUGAAGUUGAUGUGAUCGAACGACCAGUUACGAAGCCGGAGAUCCGCGAGGAUGACGUCAUCGUGCUAAACGACUCGCCCUACGUUUCCCAGAGCCGGGGAGCCUCGUUAACAUCGUUGCAAAAAUCGGAAGGAGUCGACGACGAUGACGGAGACUCGGACCAAGAAUCUGUGCAUGACUACAAAGUUGGCGGAUACCAUCCCGUGAACAUUGGCGAUGUUUUUCAAAAUAGAUACCACGUGCUGCGCAAGCUCGGAUGGGGUCAUUUCUCUACCGUAUGGCUGUGCUGGGACACGACGGAUACUCGCUAUGUGGCCAUCAAGGUCGUCAAGUCGGCCGAUCAUUAUUCCGAGGCGGCUCUCGACGAGUCAAAGAUUUUGCAAGCUGUCCGCACCUCUGACCCUGACGACGAGUUUGGGAAGCGUGUGGUUCAAUUGUUGGACAGCUUCAACGUUUCCGGCCCGCACGGCUCGCACGUGUGCAUGGUUUUUGAGGUGCUCGGUUGUAACCUGCUGAAGAUGAUCAAGCUGAGCGAUUAUCACGGUCUUCCCCUCGAAAUGGUCCGCCAUAUCAGUAAACAGAUGCUCGAAGGUCUCGCCUACUUGCACGAGAAAUGCCAAAUCAUCCACACGGAUAUAAAACCCGAAAACGUACUCGUCACAAUGACCCAACAAGAAAUCAACGAUAUCGCCGAACAUGCCGUGAUCUCGGCAAAGCUGGGGCUACCGCUGAGCAACUCCUUCUUGUCGGCGCGCGCGGUGCACGAGGCCAUCAACCCAAAGCCGUUGACCAAAAAUCAGAAGAAGAAGAAGCAGCGCAAGACGAAAAAGAAGGGGCCCGGCUCACUGAGCUCCAAUUCUACGGCCAUGGACGAGGACUCGUCGAUUGACCUUGUUGGCGUCCCCACCGGUGUCAUCCCUACAUUGAAGCGCGCACAGGAGCUCCUUGCCGCCGGCGAGCAACCCAAAUUUGAGGAGCCCUCGUUCGGCCCAAAAUCCCUCGACGGCUACUCGAUGAUAGAUGUGAAGAUUGCUGAUCUCGGCAAUGCCUGCUGGGUCACGCAACACUUUACCGAGGAGAUCCAGACCCGCCAGUAUCGUUCGCUAGAAGUCCUCUUGGGGGCGGGUUACGACACAUCAGCCGACAUUUGGAGCAUGGCCUGCAUGAUCUUCGAACUGGCGACCGGCGACUACUUGUUCGAGCCGCACGGUGGUCCCGCCUACAAUCGUGACGAGGACCACAUCGCCCACAUCAUCGAGCUGCUCGGCGCCAUCCCGCCGAACGUCUACAAGCGCGGCAAGCACUGGAAAGAAUUUUUCAAUCGGCAAGGAAAACUUCAACACAUAUCCACGUUGAAGCCGUGGAGCUUGAUCGAUGUGCUGGUGGGCAAAUACAACUGGCCCUUCAAGGAGGCUCGCCAGUUGACCUCGUUCCUGACGCCGAUGUUGGCGUACGCAGGCGAAGAGCGGGCCACGGCUCGCCAGUGUCUCGCCCAUCCUUGGCUGCUGCCCUACGGAGGCCUCGACCCCACCAACGACGAUGAUAACAAGGAGAAUGACCUCGACGACGAAACCAUGGACACCACCGAAGCC